AUGGCAGAACCAUCCCCAGAAAACCUCUCGGGGGGCAAUGCACCUGUGUUUCAGUUAUUUCCUCGCCUUCCUAUGGAGAUCAGAUUGAAGAUUUGGAGGAUUUCGUGCUUCAACACUACUCGCAAUAUUUUUCUACCAGGAUACAAAUCUUGUCGCUCAUGGAUCCGUUGCCAAAGUGCCUAUCCGACACUUCUUUCCACUUGUAAAGAGGCUCGCCACGAAGGCCUGAAGCACUAUGAGGCGUUUGACUGUCAUGGAGGUGAUGUAUUGGCCAGACACCCCGCUCAGAUUCAAGGUAAAGUCUACAUCAAUUGGGCUGUGGAUAGGCUUGUGAUAUACAGCCGUGAAGUCUAUGACUUUCCCAUCCGCGACCGCGACAAUCUAGAAGCUUCAAUGGCGCAUACACCUGAGUCUGUUGGUGGCGAUGGGUAUAUUGACAAUUCUAUGGGGAACAUGUUUCCGAAGAACAAAGUGCAGUUCCUGGCGAUGCAUCUAGCUUCUCCCGGGGAUAAAUUUAUAACGGAAUAUCCUUGGAGUGUUCAUUUACGAGGACUCAUUCUCAUCGAAGUUCACUCUAAGAGGAGACAAUCAUCCUUGCAAUGGGAUGUAAUUGAAAACAUUCCACCCCAAAGCCCGUCCAAGGAAGGCGAAAAGUUUUCGUUGGUAGGAAUGUACGACGAGUUUUACAACGAGUUCAAGCACAUAGCAGCAAAGAACAUCCCCUCCUCAAUCAAACUUCAGAUUCUUUUGCCUUCCUGA
Messenger RNA from Sclerotinia borealis F-4128, 759 nucleotides. Lineage: Eukaryota; Fungi; Ascomycota; Leotiomycetes; Helotiales; Sclerotiniaceae. The record is from the annotation of a GenBank genome assembly.